Messenger RNA from Diplodia corticola, 1707 nucleotides. RefSeq names its product fyve zinc finger protein. Lineage: Eukaryota; Fungi; Ascomycota; Dothideomycetes; Botryosphaeriales; Botryosphaeriaceae. Gene Ontology annotation, molecular function: metal ion binding. The coding region runs from base 1 to 1707 and encodes 568 amino acids. The record is from RefSeq and is a predicted model, not a curated record. The transcript has 4 exons.
AUGGACAGCCCCGCUCCUCCUCCGCCGUCGCAUUCCACUAGCUCCUCCGCCAUCCCCCACGCCUCGCUCUCCUCCGCCGAUUCCGCAGCUCCCCCGGCGAACCCCUCUUCCCUGCACCGCGGCUACAGCGACGGCGCCACCCCGUCUACGACUCCAUUUCCGAGCACGACCGCUUUUCUACAAGAUUAUGGCGCUGAAGGCUUUGCUGGACCCCAGCUUGAGGCGAGGGACGAUGCUGCGGCCAACCUGAGCCAGCAAUCCGACUCUUCAACGCCUGAUAGGAAGAGGCGCCUCACCGCACCCGAGGGCCCUGAGAGGCGAGGCGGCCAUCGACCGGCCGCCGCGGAAGGCUCUUCUCAAGCAACCGCUAUCGACCUUACCCUCAGCCCCGACGGAAGCUCUAGUAGUGUCGAGAGACGCGGAAGCGACCUUGUGAUUCCGUCGUGGCAGCCUGAUACAGACGUGUCUUACUGCCCGGUUUGCGGCACACAGUUCAGCUUCUGGUACAGGAAACACCAUUGUCGGAAAUGCGGCCGCGUAGUCUGCGCCAACUGUUCGCCCCAUCGCAUCACCAUUCCACGUCAGUAUAUCGUGCGCGCGCCGGAUGAGCUGAGCCUUCCCAGAGCUGGCCUUGUCGAUUUGAGCGGUGACGAUGGCGGGCCAGGCUCCCGUUUUGAUCUCUACUUCAACCCAGCCCUGGGGGGCGGAGAAGAAGUUCGCGUUUGCAACCCCUGCGUUCCCGACCCAAAUUUAAGCCCCCCGCCGCGGCAUGCCUCAUCACAGUUCCCCAGCUUCGAUCCAAGCGGCUUCCAGGACCAUUUCGCCCAGCAGCGAUUCUCUCCACUCCAGCAUUCUGGCCGGUCCAGGAACAUGACUUAUGACAGUUCCCAGGCCUACGGGCAACGGCAAUAUUCGCAUCAUCGCCCAUCUCUAAGUGACGUUAGCCAACGCUCUACUGAUCCCUUCCGUAACUCCCGCGUGAGCUUCCAAGGCCGCACAACCGUUUCGGAUCUCUUUCCGCCUCCGCUGCCCAGCGGGAGUGGGGAUAGUAUGCCUUUCCCUCCGUACCAGUCGCAGUCAUAUUCGACAAUUUCGCACUUCGCGAAUCACAUGCGCCCUAGCCGGUCUCCAAGUUUAGCUUCGAACUCGCCGCAACCUUCGCGGUAUAGAGUAGUUGACACAACAACUCCACCCUAUCCGCCCUCGAUGCGACCUCCAGGCCCUCCCCCGCGUCGUCAGAUUCCCGAAGAAGAUGAGUGUCCUGUUUGUCAUGAGGAGCUGCCUCCAAAAGAUCCAGAUGGUAGUACUGUUGCGAGAGAGCAGCACGUUGAGGAGUGCAUUUCAGCCAACUUUGCCGGUCCGUCCACCCAAUCGCGCACCUCAACGCCCUCUGCUGCUGUGGAUGCUGCCAUAUCGGCAAACGCCGCAUUUCCAAGCGACGCACGCGGUACCCCUACUCCUCCUAUAGCUGAGGGCUCCCGAAGACGGAGACAUACUCAGGGGAUGUUGCGGUACAGAGCAACGGAGAAGGACUGUAUCGAUGAUGAGGGCAGUGCUCAGGAGUGUAUCAUAUGCUUUGAGGACUUCAAGGAAGGAGAUGAGAUGGGCCGGCUGGAGUGCUUCUGCAAGUUCCACAGGUGGUGGGACACGAAAGGGGACGGUUCCUGUCCCACACACCAGGGCGGUUUCGUGCUAGGCGGCUCGUGA